AGCUAGUAGUGCGAAGACCUUGGUUCACUUCAGCAAACCCAACAGUCCAGCUCGCAAGUUUAAUAAUUUGUCUGGUCACACAGUUAUGGCAUCGACUCAUUCUAACGGCGACAAAUAACCUCAACUAAUUGGAGGUUAACCAUUGACAAGAAUCAGCUUUUGAUCGACGAGGCUGUGAAAAUUCAAAUUCAGUGUUGAGAACUCUACACAUUGGAACUCACAACCCUCUCGUGAACUUUGCGGAGGAAGGCUUUGACGUGGGGCCGACGUCAUGCUCGUGAAGGAAUAUCGCAUAUGUAUGCCCCUGACCGUGGAAGAGUACAGGAUAGGGCAGUUGUACACAAUUAGCAAACACAGUCACCAGGAGAGUGACACAGAGGAGGGGAUCGAAGUUCUCCGGAAUGAGCCGCACUACGACCCUACCCAUGGCCAGGGCCAGCACACGGAAAAGAGGGUACACCUGUCCAGCAAGCUUCCCGGCUGGGCCCGCUCCUUCGUCCCACGUAUUUUUUACAUCACGGAAAGAGCCUGGAAUUAUUACCCCUACACUAUAACCGAAUACACAUGUUCCUUCCUACCCAAGUUCUCCAUCCAUAUCGAGACGAAGUACGAGAACAACUGUGGCACCAACGACAAUAUCUUUGGCCUGGAAAAAGACAGCUGUGCGGCAGAGGUGGAUGUCAUGGACAUAGCCUACGACGAGUUCCCCGAGAGGCACUACAACAUCUCAGAGGACCCGCGGUGCUUCUCGUCGGUAAAGACUGGUCGAGGGCCGCUCCAGGAGGGCUGGAGGCAGACCAGCUCCCCCAUCAUGUGCUCCUACAAGCUGGUCAGGGUGCAGUUCGAGGUCUGGGGCCUGCAGACACGGGUGGAACAGUUCAUCCAGAAAGUAAUUAGGGACGUGUUGUUGGUUGGCCAUCGGCAGGCGUUCGCCUGGGUGGAUGAGUGGUACUCCAUGACACUGGAGGAUGUCAGACGGUUUGAGGAUGAGAUGCAUGUGGCAACCAACCAGAAGAUUGGAUGCAGAGACACGUAAUCGCCCAGAUGAGAUGCCGUCCACCAACUAGCUGAGGUGAGGAGAAGAAUCUGAGCCACAGAGAGCCGACCUCUGAUAUUUGCCCCGUCCGUCCAGACCAGACCAGACCAGACCAGACCAGUGCCUUGCCCUUCCUUCCCCAAACAACACCCCUCGUGCCCUGCCUUCACCCCCCAGGACUCCUGGGCAUGAGGACUGGGACUGUAACGACCAGACGGGGGUGGUGGGGGAUGAGAACCGGGGAAUGGGGAAGGGUUGUGCGGUUCGGACCAUACGUGACUAGUCUACGUCGGUUUGAAGUCGACUGGGACUGCUCUACCCCUGAUUAGACGUGACUGAACUGGAUCAGACCGGACUGCAUUUCCCAACCCUCAUACCUGCUAGCCUCCAAUCAUAGAUAUAAUACCACGCUAGAUACCGCGUUGAGCACUCCUUUGUAUUACAGUGAAUGCCUCAAGUCAGAGCGCCGCCUUUUUUACCCCAGUACAUCGCUGCCAUCGAUCUGGGAAAAUGCGAUACGCCAACAUGGCAUCCUAAAUGCUUUGCUAGGGCGGUGUACAGAACGACGUUACAUGCAAAGUCGGUGCACCACAUCGCGGAAUGCGCGCACUAGCGUGAAAUAAUUACGCCUUUGUAUGAUGCCGGUCUGAAUACGCACAUUAUGCUGUAGGUGGUGAUGACAUCUAUGGAAUUAUCAACAUACUGGACCAAGAUGGCGGCGCAAACAGGCUGAACACGACAUCUAGUGGUCUCAUAUCUAUGGCCCCUGUUUAGCACAUUCAUUGGUUGGCAGUGGUGUUGUGUUGUGUGCAACCCACUAAGUUGCUAAUGUACGUAGUUAGCAAGUAUUGGUUUUGGGAAAUGCACUCCUGGACUAGACUGGACUGCACUAGUUGACUGGACUGGAUCUGACUGAAUUACUCCACACAGGACUGCACUUGGGAAGUUCACUCCUGGACCAGACUUGUUCUUCAACAUACUGGACUGGACUCAACUACACAGUAAAAUUUUCAGUGUUUAUUCAACACUAUUCUGAGCCUGUUCCCACUUGACUUAGAGUGAAAUGCAACUCUUUAAGUGUUACUAACACCCUUUCAACGCUAUUUGGCUUUCAUUUUCUUAGGGUUGAUUCGACACUCAAAGGGUUGAAAUUCAGCACUAAAAUCAAGUGGGGCCAAAUUUUCUCAGAAUAGUGUCCGAUUAACACUGCAUCAUUCACUGUGUGCACUAAUUCACUGGACUGGACUUAAUUACACACUAGACAGGACUAUUGUAUACUCGGCAGGACUUCGCUGGACUGUUCCCCAUCCACCCUCCUCCAAUAAUCCCAAUGCUGCUGCUGCUGCUGCUGCCUUAUAGUACAUUCCUUCAGACCAAAGAGAAGCUCAGAACCAGCCUUUAUACUGUGUUCUGCCUGUUGGACUCUGUAAAUAAAUAAACAAACAAAAAUAAUUGAA
Molecule: messenger RNA, 2493 nt
Organism: Engraulis encrasicolus (European anchovy)
Lineage: Eukaryota; Metazoa; Chordata; Actinopteri; Clupeiformes; Engraulidae
Product: cytoplasmic phosphatidylinositol transfer protein 1-like
Exons: 11
Coding region: 272-1036 (254 amino acids)
Biological process (GO): phospholipid transport
Cellular component (GO): cytoplasm
Molecular function (GO): phosphatidylinositol transfer activity; phosphatidylinositol binding
Source: RefSeq, a predicted model, not a curated record